GCACCAGCGCCCGGACAGCGGCACCGCCCACGGGCAUGGACCGAGGUAGCUGCAGCGGCGGGAGCGGUCCGGCUCCCGGCCCGGGUCCGGAAGAGGAGCAAAGGCAAGAAGGGGAGCCUUUGGCCCCAGAUGGCAGCUCCCCGGACAGGUCCCAGAGCAAGGCUGUGGCCCCUGAGGCAAGCCCAGAAAGGAGCUGCUCCCUCCACAGCUGUCCCCUUGAGGACCCUUCCAGUUCUUCAGGACCUCCACCAGCAACUUCUACCCUCCAGCCUGUGGGCCCUUCCAGCCCUUUGGCCCCUGCCCACUUCACUUAUACACGGGCACCAAAGGAAUACCGGGGGGGCAGUUCCCUGCCAGGGCUGGGGGACCGGGCAGCUCUGUGCUCCCAUGGCUCUGGCCUCAGCCCUUCCCCAGCCCCCUCACAGCAUGAUGGGGCCUGGAAGCCACCCUCUGUGCAGCACCAUGUGAUCAGUGUCAGGCAAGAACAGGCCUUCCGGAUGCCCAAGAGCUAUUCCCAGCUGAUUGCUGAGUGGCCAGUGGCAGUGCUGCUGCUGUGUCUAGCUGUCAUCCUUCUUUGCACCCUGGCUGGACUCUUGGGGGGCCACCUGCCUGACUUCUCCAAGCCCUUGCUGGGUUUUGAGCCUCGGGACACAGACAUUGGUCGCAAGCUAGAGGUCUGGAGAGCACUGCAGUCCCUCACAGGCCCCAGGAAGCUUCUUUCCCUUUCCCCAGACCUUGAGCUGAACAGCUCAAACCCCCACACCACUCUGAGCCCCACACCCUGGAGUACUGCCCAGGAGGGCAUGGUCCGGCCCCGGAGGAUGGUGGAGCCCCUGGAGGAGAGAGGGCAGGAGAACUUCUUCUGUGGCCCCCCUGAGAAGAGCUAUGCACAGCUGGUGUUCAUGUCCACCUCAGAGGGCAGCCUGUGGAACCUACAUGCCAUCCAUUCCAUGUGUCGCAUGGAACAGGACCAGAUUCGUUCCCAUACCCGCUUUGGGGCUCUGUGCCACCGUAUAACAGCCAACAAGUGCUGCCCUAGCUGGUCCCUGGGCAACUAUGUGGCCGUGCUCUCCAACCGCUCCUCCUGCCUGGACACUACUCAAGCAGACACAGUCCGCAUACUGGCCCUGCUUCGGACCUGUGCCCUCUACUACCACCGUGGUGCCCUGGUGCCCUCUUGUCUGGGACCUGGGCAGGACAAGCCCCCACGCUGUGCCCAGGUUCCCACCAAGUGCUCCCGGAGCAGUGCUGUCUACCAACUUCUGCACUUUCUGCUGGACAGGGACUUUCUGAGUCCCCAGACUGCUGACUACCAGGUGCCCUCCCUCAAGUACAGUCUGCUCUUCCUGCCCACCCCAAAGGGUGCCUCCAUGAUGGGCAUCUACCUGGACCGCCUAGCCACCCCCUGGGGGCUCUCUGACAAUUACACAUCCAUCACUGGCAUGGAUCUGGGCCUCAAGCAGGAGCUGCUCAGGUACUACCUAGCCCAGGAUACGGUGUACCCCUUGCUGGCCCUGGCUGCCAUCUUCCUCAGCAUCGCUCUCUAUCUGCGCUCCUUCUUCCUUACGUUCAUGGUUCUGCUAGGGGUGCUGGGCUCCCUACUGAUGGCCUUCUUUCUUUACCGAGUGGCCUUCCGCAUGGCCUACUUCCCUUUCGUCAAUCUGGCGGCCCUCGUCCUGCUCAGCAGCGUCUGCACUAAUCACACCCUCGUCUUCUUUGACCUCUGGCGCCUCAGCAAGAGCCAGCUGCCCUCUGGCGGGCUGGUGCAGCGCGUGGGCCGCACCAUGCACCACUUCGGCUACCUGCUGCUGGUCUCCGGCCUCACCACCAGCGCGGCCUUCUAUGCCAGCUACCUGAGCCGCCUGCCAGCUGUGCGCUGCUUCGCCCUCUACAUGGGCACGGCUGUGCUGGCGCACCUGGCGCUCACGCUCGCCUGGCUGCCCUCCUCGGCCGUGCUCCACGAGCGCUACCUGGCUCGCAGCUCCUCGCGCCUGCUGUUCCAGCGCCUCCUGCCCUGCGGCGUCAUCAAGUUCCGCUAUAUCUGGAUCUGCUGGUUCUCGGCGCUGGCGGCAGGGGGCGCCUACAUCGCGGGCGUCAGCCCCCGCCUGCGGCUGCCCACCCUGCUGCCCCCGCGCGGCCAGGUCUUCCGGCCCAGCCACCCCUUCGAGCGCUUCGACGCUGAGUACCGCCAGCAGUUCCAGUUCGAGCGGCUGCCUGAGGGCGAGGGCGGCCACAUGCCCGUGAUUUUGGUGUGGGGCAUCCUGCCUGUAGACACUGGGGACCCCCUGGACCCUCGCAGCAACAGCUCACUGGUUAGUGACCCUGCCUUCUCGGCCAGCAGUCCCGAGGCCCAGCGCUGGCUGCUGGCACUCUGCUACAGAGCUCGGAAUCAGAGUUUCUUUGGAGCCCAACCGGAGGGCUGGCCCACACUGUGCUUCAUGGAGGCCCUCCAGCACUGGAUGGAGAGCCCCGGUUGUGCCCGCCUGGGACCUGGCCUCUGCUGUAGCCACUCAGGCUUCCCCUGGGCACCCCAGCUUUUCCUGCACUGCCUCAAGAUGAUGGCUCUGGAGCAAGGCCCAGAUAGCACCCGUGACCUGGGGCCUCGCUUCAAUACCCAGGGCAGCCUGACUGCCCUGGUCCUACAGUUCCAGACCAGCUUCCAGUAUAGUCCAGACUACAGCCAGGCCCACCACUUCUACACUGAGGUCAGCCACUGGCUGGCAGCAGAGCUGGGCAGGGCACCUCCGGGCCUCCGCCAGGGUUGGUUCACCAGCCGUCUGGAGCUGUACAGCCUGCAACACAGCCUGAGCACCGAGCCUGCUGUUGUGCUGGGCCUGGCUCUGGCGCUGGCCUUUGCCACACUGCUGCUUGGCACCUGGAACGUUCCACUUAGCCUGUUCUCCGUGGCAGCUAUAGCAGGCACGGUACUGCUCACCGUGGGGCUCCUGGUUCUACUCGAGUGGCAGCUUAACACUGCCGAGACACUCUUCCUCUCUGCAUCUGUGGGCCUCUCGGUAGACUUCACUGUCAACUACUGCAUCUCCUAUCACCUAUGCCCACACCCAGACCGCCUAAGCCGUGUAGCCUUCUCACUGCGCCAGACCAGCCGCGCCACGGCCAUGGGGGCUGCAGCCCUGUUUGCAGCUGGUGUGCUCAUGCUGCCUGCCACGGUGUUGCUCUUUCGCAAGCUGGGCAUUGUCCUCAUGAUGGUAAAGUGUGUCAGCUGCGGCUUUGCCAGCUUCUUCUUCCAAUCUCUCUGCUGUUUUUUUGGACCAGAGAAGAACUGUGGGCAGAUCCUCUGGCCCUGUGCCCACCUGCCAUGGGAUGCUGGAACUGGGGAGCCAAGUGGGGAAAAGACAGGCCGCCCACGACCAGGGCCAGGAGGAGGGCCACCUGGGUCCUACUCGGAGCAGUAUGAGCUACAGCCCCUGGCACGGCGCCGGAGCCCCAGCUUUGACACCAGCACAGCCACCAGCAAACUAUCUCACCGGCCCUCAGUGCUCUCUGAGGAUAUACAGCUUCAUGAUGGCCCCUACUGCUCCCGGCCCCCACCAGCCCCUGCCUCACCAAGGGACCUGCUCCUGGACCACCAGGCAGUCUUCAGCCAGUGCCCAGCCCUGCAGACCUCCUCCCCUUAUAAGCAAGCUGGCACCAGCCCCAAAACCCAGGCCAGGCAGGACUCCCAAGGGCAGAAGGCUGAGCCCAUGCAGGCCUCAGCAGAAGCUCCAGCCCACGCCUCCAAGCCCAAGGCUGCAGAGCCACCUGAUUGCCUCUGCUCCUCAGCCAGCACCCUGGAGGGGCUCAGCGUCUCGGAUGAGACCUGCCUAAGCACCUCUGAACCCAAUGCCCAUGUACCAGAUUCCAUGGGUGCCUCCCCAGAGGACCUGGAUGAAACUGAGCAAUCAGUACCUGAGCGAGGCCAGCUGAACAGGAAGCGGGACACCCUGUGGCUGGCGCUGAAGGAGACUGUGUAUGAUCCAUCACAGCCUGCCUCCCACCAGAGCACCUCAUCCUGGAAGGGCCGUGGGGGACCAGGGGAUGGCAGCCCUGUGGUGCUGCCCAACAGCCAACCAGAUCUGCCAGAUGUUUGGCUGCGCAGGCCCAGCACCCAUACUUCAGGCUACAGUAGUUGAGGGAGGCUGGGGGAAGCUGGGCCAGGGUGCAGAGCCUGUCAGGGAGGACAGGGCAGGGGCAGCAUCAAGCUGGAGCCUGGUGGUGUUUCCCCAUGUCAGCAGGGAGAGACCUCACCCUUCAGCUGUGGACUUUAAACCCUGCCAGAUAUUCCAGCCUUGGUCGGGGCUGCUGCUUACACCCCGCAUCUGGAGGAUUCAGUGGGGAGAAUCUUUGGAGAGAAAUGCCAAGCUCUCCUUGUGACCUGCUGAGGACUCCUGAGCCCCCACAGUGCCAACCAGGACCCACUCCAGGGAAUCUCACCAAGCAAGAGUCCUGGGGAACCUCGGCA
Messenger RNA from Miniopterus natalensis, 4462 nucleotides. Lineage: Eukaryota; Metazoa; Chordata; Mammalia; Chiroptera; Miniopteridae. The record is from RefSeq and is a predicted model, not a curated record.